GGCACAGCAUACUCCUCGGUUCGAGUGCAGAAGAACAGCCACAAGAGCGUAUCGCUAUUGUAUAGAGUUUCAUCGGGCACAAGUGCCGCAAGUCUUUUGGUCAAACACGGCGCCAGCGUUUAUUUGGUUGGUGCAGAGCAGCGGAAGUCUACGAAGCAUCACGAGUCGAGUCUCCUACGGCCACACCUUCCCCCGGUACAGAAUUAGACUUGCCCUGUUUUAGAAGCCGCGCGCAAUACCAUUGUUGUUUCCUCGCUAGUCUUUGAGAGGCGUUGGAGUCAUGAGGAAUAUAUAAAGCUUUCAGUCCAUCGUGUAUACUCAAUCAUCCUCCUGGACUUCAAAUCUGCCAUCUUUAUCACUAUACCCCCAGCACCUCCUCGUCUCGUUCGUUUCUACGAAGCAUGGCACGGACAAUCUAUCUGGCGGUCUUCGCAAAUGGCUCGAAGCCAGCUCACUGGGCUGUCUGGAUUCCCACGACCGGGCAGGAGUAUAUAGGAAAGUUGAUUCACGUCAUUGGAAAUCCGUCCACCGGAUUUUUCCUCGAAUUCAAGCGCAACUAUAACUUCAAAGAGACAUAUCGUAAAUAUGAAAUCAUACACUUGGCCGUAGUACAAGAUCGACACGUUACCGAUACUCCAGGAACAGAAACAACGGACACCACAGCCCGUGAUCGGAUCGGAUCGAAACAGCGGCACUUGACGUCAAGCCCCCGGGUCGCAGCGCGAACCCCUUUGAUCCGGCAGCCCCCAAUUGCCAGGACUGGAUACGCGACUUCGUUGAGAAACUUACCGCCGACCCCAACAUUCGAUUGGGCACCGAUGCCCGCUCAGUUCUCGAAAGCGCUCCCAGAAAGUUAUAAAGGCAGACGCCGUCACCGGCCGGUUACGCAUCGUUAACAGUGGCUGAAUGGUAGGCCUGCGGGGAGGUUCAGUAAGCAUCGGCGAUACUCCAGGUUGACGCUCAUGUUUGCGAUUGGGCCCCGUCUUUUUCGUGCGCAUUAGACAGCACUUUGUAGAUUAAUGUCCAGCCGAGAGUAAAACAGUCUGUUUUACAUGUCCUGAGGUGGAAUAUUCGCCGAGAAGGAUCGCGCUAUAUCUUCCAGAGCAGCGACUCUUACCUCUACCCAAGUCCACUCUUCAACUCAAAUUCAGGCAGAAAACCACAAAGCUCCAAAAUAGCAUAG
Trematosphaeria pertusa is the source of this 1183-nucleotide messenger RNA. RefSeq lists its product as uncharacterized. Bases 402 to 896 code for a protein of 164 amino acids. The transcript is spliced from 2 exons. NCBI's taxonomy places the organism in Eukaryota, Fungi, Ascomycota, Dothideomycetes, Pleosporales, Trematosphaeriaceae. The record is from RefSeq and is a predicted model, not a curated record.